UUGAUUUUUCAGGAUAUUAAAAAACUAUUAAAACUGAACGGGUUCAUUUUGGCUCCCGAUGCUUCAACUUACCUCACUUCCACACUUGGAAGCAAUAUUACCUCUGAUGUUGUUAAGCGCUUUGUUGAAUCUGUCCUUUCAUCAUUUUCUGGGUUGGCGGGUAAUAGGGUGACAAAAUCUGUUUGUGAGAAAAUCCUAUCAGAAUGGAAAUCCGAUAAAUCUUCCGCUGAAAAUGCCAUUUUUCUCAUUAAUGCACUUGAAACCCCACGUUUUAAAUACAAUAGAAAUAUGCGAAAAUUUGUUAGUAUUCAAAUUAAUUCAACUGACGAUAUGCAUAGUCUCCUCCCUUUUUCUCCUUUGCCUAAAUCGUUUCUUUUCGCAAAUCGAUAUGAGGUUGUUCUCCAAAGGGUUCUUCGUAAUCCUCUAUUCUCUGAUGAAUCAAGGGGCUUCAAAUUGCGUUCUAUUGAAUUCCUCCUUUCAUCUGGAACUAAAGUUCGGAAAUCUUGUGAUGAAGCCGAUGACGACGGGGAAGAUUCAUUUUCUGUUGCAGAACGUCCAAGUGUUAUUAUUCUUGGCUUUUUGAUUCAACUCAAAAAUGCUCAAUGGUAUCUAGAGGAUGUGACUAAUCUCGUGAAACUUGACUUUUCUCACACACGUUUCCAUCAGGGUGUUUUUCCAGAAGGCUCGGUAGUUCUAACCGAGGGCUGGUACGACGAAGACGCCGAGGUGUUUCGUUCCACCGGUAUUGGUCUUCCACCUGUUGAGCGGGCAAUUGACACAAGAAGGUACUUCAGUGCCUUAAAUCCUUUCGGUGGAGGGGAGCAAGGGAUUAAUGGGCCCCCCGCUUCCCUCGACAAUCGUAUGUCUCGCCUACUCGACGCCUCGCCUUGUUGGGAUCGCAAGGCGGAUUCCAUGUUGGUGAUUUUGGGAGAAGUUCAUCUAGAGGCACUUGGGAAUCUUGAACACCUAGAGACCAUCUUUACAGGAUAUGCCGACUUUCCGCCUUCCGCAUUUCUCAUCUGUGGAGACUUUAUCUCCCCAGAUUACAGUCCCCAUGUUAGUGAACGAUGUGCUCUACUCAAACAACUUUUCAAGAGACUAUCAGAUACAUUUCUUCGAAUCUAUGGUGAUUCAGAAGCUAGGGGGCACUGUCAACCCAAAUUGAUUCUAAUUCCGGGGCCCCAUGACCCUUGUAUCGGUCCUACAGGCAUCUACCCUCGACCUCCUCUUCCAUUGGAUCUUUUUGGAAUAACCGCGCCUCAACAGCAAUGUCCUGAUUGGCUCUGGUUGGCGUCCAAUCCAUGUCGUAUCCGGCUAUUCACCCGUGAAAUUGUCGUUUUCAGAUAUGACUAUGCAAAGCAUCUCCUUAGACAUUGCAUUCAUCUUCCAAGUCCUGCCAUACCAACAGCCGCUCCAGAAUCAACUACUAUUGAUCCAAAUAUUGAGACUCAAUUACCAGAAGAAUUUGAAAACUUAGAGAUUCAUCAAGAGAGAGAUGAAUUGAACACAACAAAAGGGGAUGAAACUUCCUCCUCGAUUCUCGGUAUGGGAUUGGCCCGUUGCUUGGCAAGUCAAGGUCAUCUCACGCCCCUACCUCUCCAUAUAUCCCCCAUCUAUUGGCCUUUUGAUCAGGCCCUCGCUCUGAAUCCUCUUCCCGACCUUGUAGUUGCUGUGGAACCGGACUCGAUUGCAGAUCUGAAUGCCACUUUGAAUUCACCAUCGUCUGAUUUAAAUGAUGACCCACUAGGAGGGUGUCAGUUUGUGAAUCCAGGGAGAUUUGGUAAUUUGGAAUAUAAUUUCAAGGUUUACUAUCCAGGAAACCGUCUGGUUGAGGAUAGUAAACUGCCGACUUAA
Molecule: messenger RNA, 1854 nt
Organism: Rodentolepis nana
Lineage: Eukaryota; Metazoa; Platyhelminthes; Cestoda; Cyclophyllidea; Hymenolepididae
Source: the annotation of a GenBank genome assembly